CUCCCGAGGCGAGAGGACGUGUGUCUUGUGAACUCUCCCGCCUGGUGACUGGAAUGCGUGUGUAUGCGUGUGUGUGUGUUUCUGUGGUCGAAGUGAAUUAACGAAACUUGCUACGUGCGGUGAGAUGAAUCGUCAUUAUUUUUCAGAUGUGAUGGAACGAAAUAAGUUUGCGAGAACUUUAGUGAAAUCUGACAAACAUUAUUAGUUCGUUUCCACCUUGGAGCGAUGACAGACCUCGAGGGAGGUGCACGAUUUGCCUCGCAAAGUGUUCACAAAAUAAGAAGAAAAUCACUAACUAGAAAAGACAAAAAUAUCUUAACUGAAAAUACAUAAAACUUUGAUGACAAAAAUGAUCGCUGAGUGCGUUUGCCGAGUGCAGUGGAUGGGUGUUCGCUAGGUCAGGGUAAUAAAGCAUUUUGACCAUUGAGCUGUAAAACCAAUUCCCAGUGAAGUCCAACUCUACUAGAUGAUAAUUCUGGCCGGACGUCAAACACAGUGAAACCAUAACAGCGUUUAUUAAACAAAACAAACAAAGAUUAAGACCUAAAAUAGAUUCAAACCUAAAAAAAAAUAAAGUUUGUCUAGUUAGAUUUUAUUUUGGUGGCAAAGCUCCGAGUGAACGGAUUUAUUUGGCAUUACAAGCGGAAAUUAUUAUUCUGUAGUGAAUAAAGAAAAGAAAAACCAUUAUAUUCCAGAACAGAGCUGUUAUAUUCAGAACUAAAAUAAAUAGUCUCCCCUUUGAUCAAGAAAAACAAAAUCGAGUUCUAUUUUCCACAGAAUAACUAAAGUAUCAAAUCUAAAACUUAUAAGGAAACACAGUCAGUGUCUGAGAACCAAUCCAAACAAAAUUAAAAUAACCAGUCAACAAAACAGUAGUGAGUGUAAAACCUGCCGUACGCGGCAUGAUAGACCUAGUGCGAGGAAUAAUCUGGUGUAACGAAAUAAUUUUGUCAGUCAAACGAAAAUUAAAAAGGUCUAACAGUGAGCGAAAAGGUUCAAAGCAUUAAAAUUAUAAAACUGUUGAAAGCAAAGAAAUAAGUUAAUAUCGAAAACGCGUAUAAAGUAAUCUACAGUGGAAAAAGUAAACAUAUAUGCAAAUAUAUACUUUUUUCGGUCAUAUAUAACAACAUAUGUUUACAAGAAAGAAUGCUAUCAAAAUAUACUAAAAUAUAUACCUAUAUAUAUAUAACAAACAACGAAUGUGAACAGAAAAAUAAAGUUUAUAGUUGUGCAAAACAAUGCUUAACAAAAACGAGUUUUAACGAUAUAUAAACAGAACUAUUGCCAAAAGCAAACAUUUUGUGCUCAAAAGCCUCCUCACAGCAUUAUAAAACUUUCACAGGUGUUUCGUUUCAUUGUAAAAUCAUUGCACAGGUGUGAAACGAAACUGUGAACCACAGGUGUGAAACUGACGACAUAUGAUAUCAGAACACACGAUAUCUAACCCCAAAAAUAUAUAAUAAAGGAAAUUUACUGUGACUAUAAAAAAAAAUUAUUUUAAAAAACUCGACUGAAGCCUUGAAGGUAACGACAUAUCAGGAAAUCCACAUGAACAUCAUACGAGAAAUCGGAGGCAAUAAACCGUAUCUGACCUUACACGAACGAUCUAUAAGAUAACCCCAGAGUGUGAGAUUCGGAUAACUAGGAGACUUCUCUUAUCCGGCCGGGAUGGACCCGAAAGACUGGCUGAAUUUAAGACAGGUCUAUCGGGCGCGUUUCACUGCAGCCUCGUCCAAGAUGGAUUCUAAGAUCAGCUUCGCUCGCUGUAAACGAGGAGUGAGGAUGUGUUGUGCUCGGGUGGGCGGCGUCGUGGGCGUGGUGGGCGCCAUCCUCCUCCUGCUGGGGCUGGUCCAGGUGGCGUCGGGUAUAUACUUCCUACUGAUGCUCCCGAUCUUCCAGCUGGGAUCCAAUAUAUGGACUGGAGGCUGGUCCUGCUUAUGUGGGCUGAUUUUAGGUGUGAUAGGAUGGAAGAAGCAGACAAUGCGACGUGGCCAAGUGGUCCUAGUGGCCACACUCAGUGUCCUGGUGGCCAAUGUGGCCAACCUCGUCAUUGUUCAAGUUGGCGAAUUCGGAGUCUUCCUGACCUUAGACGCGAGGAGGACUAUUAAGGAGAAAAACUUGGAUAUCACCUUGAAAAUAGCAUUCUGGCUGCCGACCGUGGUCACCGCAGUCGGCAUCGUUAUCAACUUCUUCGGCGCGCAGUACCUGUUCUGCGUGGUGGUACGUGGCUCCAAGGUGAAGGGUCGGAUGCCCGUAACCCGGUCUCUGUCUGAAGAAGGUCUGCACCACCGUCAGGAGACUCAUGAUGCUACGCCAUCGCUGGACGACGUUGUUGCUCUUCCUGAUCCCGCGGGGUCGUCAGCUUGGGUCUACCACCCCGAAGAGGACAAGAAUCCAACUCCUCUCUACCCGAUGGGACUCGAUCUCCUAUCAGACUUCCCCGACGGUUCCCGAAGGCUACCUGCCCGUCACACCUCUCUAGUAAACCCACGAUACGCACGCGUUCACCAGCGACCACAAAGGGCGCAGAGUUUUGUCAUGCGACGGGAACUACAGAUCGCAGAGAGCCAUAUUCUGCGUCCUCCACCUCCUGUAGCCUGCCCUGAGCCCCCAGAUUCUCUCCACCCGUCUCUCUACUCCAUGACGCUUGGCCGUCGAAUUCAUCGCUCGAACUCCGUCAGCGGAAGAAUGUUACUUGAAGGCAGCAACAGCGGUGGAACAGCUCUUAGUCGCAAGUUCCACGCCUGCUCGCUGGAUGACCUAGAUUCUGGACCAGUAUUUGAGGUCGGUAUGAUUCCUCUCGAACGAAGUCGAUCAGAGCAAAGUCUGACCGCCAUCGCCCAGGAGACAACAGCAGCUACCGGGACCACUGCCCUUGUACAUCGCUCGUCGAGCGUUCAAGAGAGACUUCUUGAUGGCAAGACGGUUCUCACAUCUUUCGGGCCGGUAAAUCGUCCAAUAGCUCGUUUUACAAAGCCCAAGGGCCCGGCUCCUCCUCCCCCUACAAAACCCAAGCCCACUUUUCCAUCUGUUACUCAAAGUGGUCUUAAGAAAGAUCAAAAUGAAGGGAAAGACUCGUGCGACGCUACAACAUCUAUUACAACAAAAGACGCUGAACAAAAAGCAGAGAUCACAACAGCGAACAAUAACGAAGAACCACAAGGUGUUCCGCCAGCUCCUGAAGAAAAUCUCAGAGAUCUCCGAUUGUCAACAGGUAAUACCAAGCGAAUGUCAACUCUUGAGCGACACUUACCACUCCCGGUUAUUGAGGAGAACAUUAAGAACACGCGAAAGAGACCAGCUCCUCAGCCACAUAUCAUCAUGCCCUCUCAAUCUGGCGACGAACCUUCAAGAGAGGGGGCGACAACCCUCCAAGCGGACAACCCGAAAUCAAAACGACCUGAAAUUGUCAAACCACCACGACCAUCCUUAGCGGAGAAACCUCUUCGUCUGGUUGAUAGAAAUAUGACACUUGCGCGUCCUUGCCCUGUUCAAAAGCCUGAAAGAAAACGGACCGAAAGUGAAAAUGCUGCAAAUCUGCGAAAGCUUGAAGAAGUGCUUACGAAUAUUCUAGAACGCGGAUCGCAGGCGCCACUUCGAGCAACCAAGUCGGAUGAAAAUAUAAUGGAGAGUUUAAAGGCUUUCGACACAAAAAUGCCGAAGAGUAUUUUAAAAAAAGGCUCAAGCAAGCCUAGCAAAUACGAAGUUGCUCACCGGGAAGCGCUGGAAGACUCAAAGCAGCUUCUGGACCAGUUGCCGCGAGGCGAACUUCAGCGAAAUAAAAUUGUCCUUCGCGUUCCCUCCUUCAGAACAGCUGGCUGCCAGACGGAAGCUUACCGCCCGGUGCGCCGAAGAGCAUCCUGCGCCCAGACCAAUCUGAGCGUAGCGCCGCGCUACAAGGAGAACACUACGAGCACCAACACAUCUUCGCGAACUUCCCCACCAGAACGUUGGGCCAAACCAGAGCGACGAACUGACCCACAGGUAAAUUCUGGGCAGGAAUCGUCGUCGUCGUCUUCAGGUUAUUCGUCGCCUGAAGUGGGCAGCAAAGACCCGUCUCCAGCCCAUUCAGGCCCUCCGUCUCCAGCUUCUUCCUCAUUGGUUGCCAGCGACGAAGACGAAAGAAGAACGGGAGCAAACGUCACAGUCAUAGAGGUCAACAAGAGCGAGACACUGCCAGCUCGGCUGCCACAUUGGCACAGUCCGGACUCAGUGCCGCCACCUCGUCCGCCCAAACCACUUCGUUUGCGCCACAUGUCUGACGCAGCGGCAUUCAUGGGCAGUCAUGGGGGUCUCCUGGUGCCAGUGCACAGAAGGGCAUCUCAGCUUCCAUACGAAGACGUAUUUGGCCUGGCCGCUCUCACCGAGAAUGUCAUGCUCCUAACAGAAGCCAUCAAUCCCGUAUUGGUGCAUUCCUUGAGACGCACUGACGCAGCGGAAAGCUCUUCCACGACGCCACGAGUCGUAGACGUCAUACGAAAAGCAAUGCAACCGACCAUUCAAGACGAUAAGCCAUGGGACGGGCGCACGACAGUCGUAGGCCGCCCACGAACUGCCCUUCGCGCCCAUAGCCUAUCGCUUCCAAGACCAUCACUCGCCCAUCCGUCACGCACGCGACUAAGCAGAGAUUCUCGUUCGCCGUCGCCCCCAAGGAACGACGACCACAGCCACCAGGCGCGACACGACACAGGCCCAUCGACAGCUGCAUAUCUAGCUUCGCUGGAGCUUCUUGCCUCACAUUACCGACACCAAGCACUUGCAAACGCUAAGCAACUCCAACUACAACAGCAGCUACUAAUACAACAGCAGAGACAACAACAGCAGCAACAGCAACAACAG
Messenger RNA from Procambarus clarkii (red swamp crayfish), 4839 nucleotides. RefSeq lists its product as uncharacterized. The record is from RefSeq and is a predicted model, not a curated record. Lineage: Eukaryota; Metazoa; Arthropoda; Malacostraca; Decapoda; Cambaridae.